GGCAGGGCCGUCGCCGGGCGGCGCUUGCUCGGAGGCCCGCCCGGCCUUUCCUGCUCCUGCUCGGUCAGUCUGGUGCUUCUGCCGCUGCUGCCGUUGCUGCUUUGACGGGCGGCGGAGGCCGGAGCCGGGCUGUGGCGGUGCGGCGAGGCCGGGGCGAUCGGGGCCCGCCGGGCUCCUCCUCCUCCGGCGGCUGCUCGGGCUGCUUCUGCCUGGGCGGCAUGAAGGGCAAGGAGGAGAAGGAGAAGGAGGGCGGCCUCGGCGGCGGCGGCGGCGUUGCGGGGCUGACGGGGAGCGGCGUCGGGCCCGGCAUGGGUCCGGGCAGCGGCGGAGGCCUGGUGGGAGGCAGCCCGGAGAAGAGCCGCAGCGCCCAGGAGUACAAGGAGCAGGGGAACCGGCUCUUUGUCGGCCGCAAGUACCCGGAGGCGGCCGUCUGCUACGGGAGGGCCAUCAACCGGAACCCGUUAGUGGCUGUUUACUACACCAACCGUGCCUUAUGCUACCUGAAGAUGCAGCAACACGACAAGGCGCUGGCUGACUGUAAGCAUGCGCUGGAGUUGGACAGCCAAUCGGUGAAGGCCCACUUCUUCCUGGGGCAGUGCCAGAUGGAGAUGGAAAACUAUGAUGAGGCCAUUGCAAACCUUCAGAGAGCGUAUAACUUAGCCAAGGAGCAGCGCUUGAACUUUGGGGACGACAUUCCCAGCGCACUGCGGAUUGCCAAGAAGAAGCGCUGGAAUAACAUCGAAGAGAAACGGAUUAAUCAGGAAGAUGAGUUACAUUCCUAUCUAACCAAACUCAUCAUGGCAGAGAAGGAGAGGGAGUUAGAAGAAUGCCGGCAAGUACAGAAAGAGGAGAACACAGAUGAAAACCGAAGCCGGGCACAGCUGGCAAACAUCGAAACCAAACAUGAAAAGUAUCUGGCAGACAUGGAUGAGCUGUUCUCCCAAGUGGACGAGAAGCGAAAGAAACGGGACAUCCCUGAUUAUCUGUGCGGGAAGAUCAGCUUUGAACUGAUGCGAGAACCUUGUAUCACACCUAGUGGGAUCACCUAUGACAGGAAAGACAUAGAAGAGCACCUCCAGCGCGUCGGCCACUUUGACCCCGUGACCCGGAGCCCUUUAACCCAAGACCAGCUGAUCCCAAAUCUUGCCAUGAAGGAGGUGAUAGAUGCAUUCAUAUCAGAAAACGGCUGGGUAGAAGAGUACUGACAUCACGAGGGGAGAGGCCGGGCCCGCCUGCCCGCCCCCUCGCAGCAGCCCCAGCCGUGACAGCGAAGGCAUGUUGCGGACUGCUCUCUGAGCUAGCUGGGCCGGCAAAAUGCCUUACUCACUAUCUGUUCUGCUGUUUGUCUCUCGUUCCUUUCCCCCGUUUUGAGACCAGAGCUGCAUUGCCUUUGUUAGAUUAGAGCAUUGGCUCCGUGGAGGGCAAGGGUCAUACAAUGGGCUUGUUCGCUCCGCUUCCAGCCAGCUUUCCAACAGGGUGAGCACAAGCAAGGCCCCCAGUUUGGCCUUCAGAAAGGUAAGGAAACCCAGCCCCUUAGGGGACAUGCCCCAAGAGGGUCUCUCCAGCAGCUGCUUUUGCCGAGGGCCCUGAGGAGCUCUCUGAAGUCUGGGACUCCUUCGGAAGCGGUCUUGGCAUCUCAGAACGCUCAGGAGGAAAGUGCUUCUGGCGGUCUGGCGAACAUCUGUUUCCUCCUCAAACUGCUGCCACAGGCCCAUCUCCCGCAAGUGAAAAACUCGCGCAAACAGGCCGCGCGCUUUCCCUCGCCCUCUCCCUCGCUUGCUUCGAGCUGUCAUUUCUUGCCUCCUCUCUGUCUGUACAAAGUUUUGCAUUUCCAAAUUACAUCUCCUGUCUGUCUGGAAUAGCUGUUGUAAUCUUUGUAAAUAAAUAGUCUCUUGUUUCAGGGGA
Sphaerodactylus townsendi is the source of this 1905-nucleotide messenger RNA. RefSeq names its product STIP1 homology and U-box containing protein 1 (gene STUB1). The transcript has 7 exons. Gene Ontology annotation, molecular function: ubiquitin protein ligase activity; protein-folding chaperone binding. Gene Ontology annotation, cellular component: cytoplasm; Z disc. The record is from RefSeq and is a predicted model, not a curated record. NCBI's taxonomy places the organism in Eukaryota, Metazoa, Chordata, Lepidosauria, Squamata, Sphaerodactylidae. Bases 219 to 1205 code for a protein of 328 amino acids. Gene Ontology annotation, biological process: protein polyubiquitination; protein quality control for misfolded or incompletely synthesized proteins; cellular response to misfolded protein.